Messenger RNA from Bolinopsis microptera, 2299 nucleotides. RefSeq names its product serine/threonine-protein kinase PAK 6-like. The record is from RefSeq and is a predicted model, not a curated record. The transcript is spliced from 12 exons. NCBI's taxonomy places the organism in Eukaryota, Metazoa, Ctenophora, Tentaculata, Lobata, Bolinopsidae. Bases 5 to 1684 code for a protein of 559 amino acids. Gene Ontology annotation, molecular function: protein serine/threonine kinase activity; ATP binding. Gene Ontology annotation, cellular component: cytoplasm. Gene Ontology annotation, biological process: intracellular signal transduction; regulation of MAPK cascade; protein phosphorylation.
UGAGAUGAAUGUAGGAUGGCUCAAACCCGGCAAGAGGGUCAAACGACAACUCUCAAUCUCCGGACCCCUCAACUUCCAGCAUAUCGAACACAUCGGAGCUGACGAUGUGUUGACGAACAACAAGAAACUCUCCAGUUCAUUCCAGAAUAUAGCGGAGUUAUGUCGCGCGCUCGCACGCCACAGCACCAGCGACCUCCCACCGCCCACCAGAUGCAGUAGGACGAGCAGUGCUGCUUCUUCCCCCGGCGGGCUCAACUUAGAAGCGGACUUGUUCAACGAGAUCACCAACUGUUUAGCUCCUGAAUUGAAAUCCUUCCUCAUCACAGACGACACCCCCGAAACCUCAGAAAAAGACGAAGAAGACAACCCCUCCCCUGGCCCCUUUGAAGAUGAGAUGGGUUGUGGGAGCUCCUCCACAAACUCUGAGAAAGGUGCCCAGUUGGAUGUCGUACCCUCCAGUGACGUCACAUCCCCUAGUGACGUCACACCCCUUCCAAGUGACGUCACACCCCUUCCAAGUGACGUCACACCCCCUCCUGAAGUGAUAAAACCGACUGUAAACAAAGGUCCGGAGAAGCCUACCAGAAAACAUAAGACGUUGAGAAAAGUUAGCGACGGGAAAAAGAACAAUAACAACCAUCAGGAUCUUAUCGGCGAUAUAAUCAAGAAUCAGAAUCAUCUCAAAGUGGAAGGACCGUAUCACUUAGCGGAUAAAGAGAACUUCUCGAACAAUCUUCCUCCACCCAUCACUCCUCGCACUGCCAAGAAACUCAAACUCAAGGAUGACAUGUUUCGGGAUAUGAUCGCCAAGUACUGCAGCAAGGAAAACCCCUCUACUAGGUUGAAGGAGAUAAAGAAGCUUGGACAGGGCUCUUCUGGGGUGGUUAUGCUUGUUAACGACUCUGUUACUGACACGCGGCUGGCAGUCAAGAAGAUGAACUUACACAGGCAACAGAAACGGGAUCUCCUCGUCAACGAGGUAUCAGUAGGAUCGUUACAGCACCGGAACAUAGUCCAGACGUACAGUACUCACUUGGUGGGGGAGGAGCUGUGGGUUCUGAUGGAGCCACUAGACGGGGGAUCUCUUACUCAGAUUGUGGAGAACCUGCGCAUCGCCCAGCUGACUGAGAGACACAUGGCGCGCAUUGCGCACGGCGCGAUAUCUGCUCUGAAGUACCUCCACGCGCUCGGGGUCGUUCACAGGGACGUUAAGAGCGACUCUAUCCUUCUCAGCCUUACUGGACAGGUAAAAUUAUCAGAUUUUGGGUACUGUGAUAGGAUUACCGCAGAUAAGCCGACCUGUACCGGCCUUAUUGGCACGCCCCAUUGGAUGAGCCCCGAGAUUGUCUCCAGAAAGCCAUAUGGCCGCAUGACGGACAUCUGGUCGCUGGGAAUCAUGAUGAUAGAAAUGCUGGACGGGGAACCACCCAACUUUAGUGAUAGCCAGAUUGUAGCGAUGGAUAAGAUUAAAGUCAACCCAUCCCCUUCGCCUGCAAAAGCAGAGAUAUCGAGUGUAAUGCUAAACUUCCUAACAUGUUGUUUGAAGCAAGAGCCAGCACUACGGAGCACCGCAUGCGAACUACUCGACCACAGGCUUUUCUCGGACAUGGCGUCUGAGGAGGAACUCUCCUCCCUGAUCAGGGGAUUUUAUGCAAAAUUCAAAACCAGUCCAGUGUUGAAAUGAACUCAACUGUUUGUAGAGUUGUAGUUCAUCUAGCGUUCCUGCAAGGUCAGGAUUUUAUCUGUAGAUAAUAAACAAACAGUGAGUCGUUUGUACCGUUUUUACCGAGUUAUUUAAUGCGAUCGGUUUCUAUGAGAACGGGUUUUGACUUUUAAGUGAGUGUACUUUGACUAAUUUCAGACCAUUGUAAUGUGAAAAAUAAAAAUAUUGUGUUAGUGAUUGAUAGUAGAAUUAAUGUAAAGUGAACAUAAUCAAGAACAUUGAUUGAUUUUUGCCAGGCCAAAUGAUAUGCAACUCUGGAUGUCUUGCUAGCUUUAUUUGACCGAUUUUUUCAUUAAUCACUACCGUUUUUGAGUUUCCGUAGUAUGUAAAUUCUCCCAAUUCUGUAUGAUUCUUAGCUGCGGGUUGUAAGAUGAUAGACAUUCCGAACGGCAAUAAAGUAUAACAGUUUUUUCUAAAUUGAAAGAUUUUGGAAAAAAGUAGUAAUGUUUCAGCAAGCUAAUUCCAACAGUAGAUUAACUUCAACUUAUAUUUGUUAGUCAUAAUUGAUAUUAAUAAUAAGUUAUGUAGUUUAUUUAUUCGAUGAGAUAAUCUUGUUCAACCAUUACUAAGAUGUAA